This is a messenger RNA of Chaetomium globosum CBS 148.51, 609 nucleotides long. RefSeq lists its product as uncharacterized. The record is from RefSeq and is a predicted model, not a curated record. The transcript has a single exon. NCBI's taxonomy places the organism in Eukaryota, Fungi, Ascomycota, Sordariomycetes, Sordariales, Chaetomiaceae. Gene Ontology annotation, molecular function: heme binding; oxidoreductase activity, acting on paired donors, with incorporation or reduction of molecular oxygen; iron ion binding. The coding region runs from base 1 to 609 and encodes 202 amino acids.
AUGGGGAUGGGGGGGAGGUGGUGGGUGGUGGUGUUGGGUAUGGCGACCGGGGUGGUGGAGGAGAGGUGUCCGUUGUUGAUGAGCUGUUAUAAGGAGACACAGAGGAAGACGGUGCAUCAGGUUAGUACGAGGACGGUUAUGGAGGAUACGGUGCUGAGUGAUAAGGGGGGGAGGGAGUAUUUGUUGAAGAAGGGGAUUGUGGCGCAGUUGGUGAUUGGCGUGGGGCAUGGCAUGGAGGAGUAUUGGGGGGAUGACGUGGAUGAGUUCAAGCCGGAGCGGUUUCUCAACCAGGGGUCUCGCAAGGGGGAUACUGAGGAGGGGCCUGGCAAUGCCAAGGCUAUGCGGACUGCUUUUCAGCCGUUUGGCGGGGGCGCGCAUCUGUGUCCGGGGCGGGCGUUUGCCUUUGCUGAGAUGAUGGCCGUCAUGGCGACGUUGCUGCUCGGGUUCGAGGUUGAGACGCUGGAUGGAGGCGAGUGGAAGUUGCCCGCUUUUGCAACACGGUCGGUGAUUGACGCCGUCACGAAGCCGGCCAAACAUGGCGAGGGCUUUGGCGUGAACAUCAGGAGGCGGCAGGGAUGGGAAAACGUGCAGUGGAAGUAUGAGGCGUGA